Messenger RNA from Argiope bruennichi, 1149 nucleotides. RefSeq lists its product as uncharacterized. NCBI's taxonomy places the organism in Eukaryota, Metazoa, Arthropoda, Arachnida, Araneae, Araneidae. The transcript is spliced from 2 exons. The record is from RefSeq and is a predicted model, not a curated record. Bases 1 to 1149 code for a protein of 382 amino acids.
AUGAGGAAGCAGCGAUUUGUUACCACUUUACCAGCAACUAGUGAUACAGAUCUAUCAACCGAGCAAAAUGAUACUUGUAGCACUAUCUUCUCUAGCCAUUAUUCUCUUCAAGAACCUAUGUGGUCUCCUAUUUUCGCUGCUGAUCAAGAACCUGUAAUACCUUGCUACCUCUACCAGUAUCCUGUUAUCCAGAUACCAUCAGAACAAUUCCAAAGUGUCAGUAGCGUACUCAACAGUGCAAGUUUUGCUAUUAAUCCAUAUGAAAGUUUUGCUUACUUUGGCGAUGGACCUUUGGAUUCUGGCGACUUUACCACUUCAUCGCCAAUUUCAGAUUCAGCAUAUGGCGACUGUGUUGUACCUGAAAUAUAUCCUUGCCCAGAAUUACCUUACGAUGGACUUCAAGCAAUACCCGCAGAUAUACCUGAUACUUACCCCAUGGUCACCAAUUACGGUGCAGUAACUCUUCUCCUCAGACACCUGAUCAGGGUAGACAUAUCACCUGAAAAAUCCGUUUACGUGACUAACUCACCAUCUGAAUGCGUGGCUGUUGCCUGUGGCUCUGGAGACCAAAGUGGAGUCGUACAUCCAAACGGUAGAGUUUUCCAUGAAGGAGAAGAUAUUCACAUGAUCACUUUGAAUAGAAAGGCUAAAAUCUGCAAGCGCGGAAUAGUAUUCACAUCAACUGAUCACUGUCUUUCGUAUAUAGUAGAUGCAUCUGGCACAAAGACUACGGCAGAAAAAUUCCGAGAUCUAUCUCAAGAUUUUACUCAACAGGUGUUCUAUUGUGAUACCGUCUCCAGCCAUGCCGUCGACCUAUGCUACAAAAUGAUAGAAGAAGCUGUUCACAAGCAGUACAAAAACGGUGAUGAAGUAUGGAUCGUGGGUGGGUUUCGCAUCAAGCAAGACCAAUGGGGAGAUGUGAAAGUGUCCAGAAACUAUGGACGCAGGGUCAUCAAAGUGUCGCCCACCAAUGGUCAGAUCAAUAUCAAGACGGAUUCGGUUGAAAUCACAGUUGGGAGGUACCCGAACAACUACUUUGUGGUUCGACGGGGUGAUCAAAUGGUGACCGCCAGCUUGAAGUCCUUUACUGUUCAAAAUGGAACUCAAAGGGCAGGGUUCAAUAACACAGGAAGAUUAGUGUUGAAAUAA